Molecule: messenger RNA, 486 nt
Organism: Galleria mellonella (greater wax moth)
Lineage: Eukaryota; Metazoa; Arthropoda; Insecta; Lepidoptera; Pyralidae
Product: protein POLR1D-like
Exons: 2
Coding region: 160-486 (108 amino acids)
Source: RefSeq, a predicted model, not a curated record
CAGUUGUUUGGUUGUCAAACGUACAUGUUUGUUUUCGUGUUCGUGGGCUGGAUUUGAUUUGCGAAAAUGUAUUUCUAUUUAGAUUCUUGAUUAUUUAUUGAAUUUUAUAAGUAGUUGUCUAUCGAAGUAACAUUAGUGAAUAAAGUAUUACAUUAAACUAUGACAGAGAAAGAAGAUGACACCAAAAAACCUGAUACAGAAACAUUAGACGACGAAGCUCUAGAGAAACUAGCCGUCGAGGAGCUAAUGCGGGAAGCAGUGCAAGGAGCUGCCAGAGCUGAAAUAGUUGGCCCCUCCGGUUGGGUUAAAGUGCCACAACAAAAAACGAAUAAACGAUUCCUCGUUAAUACGCUCAGGCAUGCUGUAAAUUCUAACAAGUACCAUAGUUCAAGAAACAGCCGCAAGCAACCCUAUAACAGAUCACCUAAACGUGACAGGUACCCUGAGCCUUCUAUAAAAAAAGACAGACCAAAAAAUAGAUAUUAA